Acanthopagrus latus (yellowfin seabream) is the source of this 1420-nucleotide messenger RNA. Its product is annotated as C-reactive protein-like. The coding region runs from base 639 to 1316 and encodes 225 amino acids. The transcript is spliced from 5 exons. The record is from RefSeq and is a predicted model, not a curated record. NCBI's taxonomy places the organism in Eukaryota, Metazoa, Chordata, Actinopteri, Spariformes, Sparidae.
ACAACCUAAACAUCAUCCUCAGUACCUCAGUGUCACAUGGAUGUCUUUCUAACUCAAUUCCUCCUAACCUUCACAUAUAUCAUAACUAGUAGCGAUUCUAUAGACCGCUGGGGCCCCCUACCAAAGAUUCCCAGGGGGAUCAUCUAAACAGAUCAUCACCAUUAUGUUAUAAACAUAAAAUGAAGAUAAUGAAAAAUAUGUGAAUUAGAUGUUUUUCAUAGUUAGAGUGUUUACAUUUACAAAAAUAAAUAACAUUAAAAACCAUAACAAUAAAACACAAAAUAACAAAAUAACAUCAAUGCUGUCAAGGUUGUAAAUGCCACAUUAAAGGCCAGUGCUGAUUAACACAUGAAGACUGAUUUCACAAAUGCUGUUUAUAGAACCUGGUCACUGUAAAUUCUGUCCCUGUGUCCUUAUGUGCUGCACAUCUUAACUUAUGUGUAAUAUACCUUAUAAAACAGUUCAAGGAGCCCUCAGUUCACGUGUAACCUAUAUCUGAAGUCAUAAAUUGAUAAAUGACUGCAAUGAGGAAGCAAACAGAAUAUAAAAGCCACAGUUCUUUACACUGUUUCACAUAACAUCCUGACCCAAGAUUCAAGGCUCUUGUAGUAUUCGCAGUGUGUUUGCCUUUGUAUAAGAUGGUGCUGUUGCUUCUACUGGGGUUGCUGACAGUGUGUGCUGCCACUCCCCGAGAUCUAUCAGGUAAAAUGUUCACCUUCCCACAAGAAACCAACACGGCUCAUGUGAGGCUGACUACAUCACGACAGGAUUUAAGGGCUGUCACCGUGUGUUUCAGGUCCUUUACAGAGCUCCAGAGAGACCACAGCUUUUUCUCUUUGGCCACACCCUCUGCUGCCAAUGACUUCCUGAUAUAUAAAACAGCAGCAGAUGAUGGGUUUCAUAUGAAUGCCAGAAAUAAUUUUAAAUUUUUUGGAGGACAGAACUACAAACUCAACACGUGGGUCUCAAUUUGCUCCACAUGGGAUGCUGCAUCUGGACUGAUGCAGCUGUGGAUAGAUGGAAAACCCUCUAGUAGGAUAUUCGUCAGCUCUGGAUCCAACAUCAACGGGCCCAUUAUAAUUGUUUUGGGACAGGACCAGGACAACCACGGUGGUGGAUUUAACGCAAAACAGUCUUUUGUUGGCAUGAUGUCUGAUGUCCACAUGUGGGACUACGUCAUUUCACUCCAUGAGAUCCAGAUCUACGCACAUCGGUUUGUAGGAUUCACUCCGGGGAACGUGCUCAACUGGAGGGAGCUGGAGUUCCAGACCGUCGGAAGGGUGCUGAUAGAAGACGAACAGUGGUCAAUCACUUAACUUUUGAAACAAAACUUUUCAGUCUUUUAUCUGUUCUCGUAAGAUGAUUGCAAAAAAAAUUGUUUUGUUUUUACAUUUUGUAAGUAUGAAAUUUGUGAAUAACA